This is a messenger RNA of Physella acuta, 1349 nucleotides long. RefSeq lists its product as uncharacterized. The record is from RefSeq and is a predicted model, not a curated record. Lineage: Eukaryota; Metazoa; Mollusca; Gastropoda; Physidae.
AUCCUCUCCAUGGGCCAGGCCAUCCCUGAGAGUGACGUCAUCUUCGUGUCCGCCAGCUCCUCCAAUCACUACGACGAGAUGCAGGACAUGUUCUAUAACCUGCACCAGACGGUGUAUCCUCGUGUCAACAAUUUCACCGUUGUUCUCUUCGACAUUGGUUUAACAGAGGAAGAGAGGAUUAUGACAGAAAAACACUGCCGGUGUCAAGUUGUGACUUUUCCCUUUGAACAUUUUCCAGCUUACGUUAGGGAAAAAAUUUGCUACGCUUGGAAACCUCUGCUGGUUCGGGCUGCUAUAGAGAAAGCAAGGAGACUUUUGGUUUAUCAAGACGCCUCCGUCAGAUGGACUGACCGCAUCCAACAAGUGAUGGACAGGGCGUGGGACAUUGGCGUCCAGUACUUCAGGCCAGAUAGCUUGGCUAGGAUACCCCUGCAUACCCUGAUACAGACCUUCGACUACUUUGGCGAGGAGCCUUGUGCCUUCAACUUAUUCCCAGAGUUACUUGGAGGCGUCUCCAUGUACAGGAAGGACAUCUUUAACAUCCGGGCUAUUCUGGAACCGUGGGCCCGAUGCGCGCUGCAGCAGGAGUGCGUGUGUCCGGUCACUCCUCGCAAGGUCUUAGGGUGUCGUGGCGAGAACAAGAACCAUCGAUGCCAUAGGUUCGAUCAGUCAGCAAUAGGAAUGAUAACUGCGAAAAUAUUUGGUCCUGAUUUAUACCGAGUGCUCGCCCCUGAGUUUCAACAAUUUCUCGGUGUUCAUCGUGGGUCGAAGAGGCCAAACUAUUUUAACUCAACACAAAGUUAAACACCUUAUGUUUUUUAUCUACGUGUGUUUUAUAUUAUGUAUGUUUUAGAAUUUAAGGCCAGAAACCACUUAUGAAAUUAACAAGAUAUUAUUCGAGUGUUACUUUAAUCCAUUUUUAUUAAUUUUUUUUUCUUUAUAAUAAAGAUUGUGUUAAAUCUGGUGUAGUAGGUUUGGUAUCCAUGGGCGAAGUGUGAACAUAAAUAUAGUUUAAACCUCUAUAACUUAAAACAAAGGUAGAUAACGUUAUUCAUAAUAAGUUUCAGUCUUGAUCCAGUGCACUAAGAAGUUUAAUUUUGAAGUUUUCUUAAAAAUAAAAAUUGAAUAUGUGAAAUAAGUAAAAACUUGAAAUUGUAAAUUUACUUCUUACUGAAAAAAAAGAAAUUAUAUUACAUGAAAGAGCCAUUUUUAUAAUAAAGCUCAUGUAUAUAUUUUAAAAACUAUAGCACAAUUCUAUUUAAGCAGAAAUAAUGUAUACGUCAGGUCAGGUAACGAAUUAAAAUAUAUAAAUAAAUACUCGAAUGUCAUCCAGUUGCUAUUCAACGAAA